AUGGUCAACAAGGCCGAUAACGACGCGCUUGAGGCGCAAUUCGAAUCUCAAUUCCAGAAGCCCGGUGAUCUUGUCGAGCGUGAUGAUGAUACCGGUGCCAUGUCUAUCGAGAGUCUCUGCAUGAACUGCCACGAGCAAGGAAUCACCCGCCUGCUCUUGCUCCGUGUCCCCUACUUCAGAGACAUCAUUCUGGAGAGCUUCGAAUGCGAACACUGUCAUCUCAAGAACAACUCGAUUAAGUCGGCCGGCCAGAUCCAGGAGCGCGGAACCGUCUACACUUUGAAGGUCGAGAAUGAGCAAGACAUGCAGCGCCAAGUCAUCCGUAGCGAUGUUUCCAGCUUCAAGCUGACCACUCCACUCGGCAACGAGAUCGAGGUUCCAAAAGGAACUGGUCAGCUUACUAACGUGGAAGGCAUGGUCCAAUUGAUCCACGAAACCCUCUCCAGCGAGCAAGAACUUCGCAAAGACCAAGCUCCCGAACUUUACACUGCCCUCGAGCCUAUCAUCGCCAGCCUGAAGAAUAUUCUAGAUCGCCAGGACGCUUUCCCCUUCUCUAUCUCCCUCGAUGACCUCACUGGAAACUCAUGGAUUGCACCUAGCAGCAAUGAUCGUGGCAACAAGUACACGCGCCGUGAAUACCCGCGUACCCACCAACAGAACGAGGAAUUGGGCAUUGCCGCCGACGCGGAAGCUGUGAACAACGAGGACACAGCGUUCGGCGAACCAGAGGAUCUCGACAUCGUUGAUGGCCAGGUCUACACCAUUCCUGCCGAGUGUCCCGGUUGUUCAAGGGAGGCCGAGGUUAACAUUAAGAAGGUCAACAUUCCGUACUUCAAGGAAGUCCUGCUGUUUGGCACGAACUGUGGAAACUGUGGUUACAAGUCCUCUGCUAUUAAGACCGGUGGUGAGGUCCCUGAUAAGGGCAAGCGCAUCACCCUCCAGGUCCAGAACGAGGUGGAUCUCUCCCGCGACAUUCUUAAGAGCGAUACCGCUGGGCUGAUCAGUCCUGAGUUGGAUUUGGACGUCCAGCCUGGAACUCUCGGUGGUCGUUUCACUACCGUUGAAGGAUUGCUAGUUGAGAUCAGAGAUCAAUUGAGUGGUGCUAUCUUCGAUGUUGAUGACUCCGCGAACGCCGGAGGUGACGGCAUGGAGCACUCUGACAAGGAUAAGUGGCAGCGAUUUUUCAAUCGUCUCAACCAAGCUAUCAACGGCGAGCUCAAGUUCACCAUUACAUUGCAAGACCCGAUGGCCUCCAGUUACGUCCAGGACCUUUGCAGCCCGGCUGUCGAUCCCCAAAUUAUCAUUGAGGAGUAUACCCGCUCUGCGGAGGAGGAAGAUGAUUUGGGUCUGACCGACAUGAAGACUGAAGGUUACGAGCAGGAUGCCGAGAAAGCCAAGGAUGCUCCUAAGGAAUAA
Molecule: messenger RNA, 1416 nt
Organism: Penicillium bovifimosum
Lineage: Eukaryota; Fungi; Ascomycota; Eurotiomycetes; Eurotiales; Aspergillaceae
Gene: zpr1
Product: zinc finger-containing protein ZPR1
Exons: 5
Coding region: 1-1416 (471 amino acids)
Cellular component (GO): nucleus; cytoplasm
Molecular function (GO): zinc ion binding
Source: RefSeq, a predicted model, not a curated record